Messenger RNA from Nicrophorus vespilloides, 1199 nucleotides. RefSeq names its product zinc finger protein 277. Bases 19 to 1152 code for a protein of 377 amino acids. The transcript is spliced from 3 exons. NCBI's taxonomy places the organism in Eukaryota, Metazoa, Arthropoda, Insecta, Coleoptera, Silphidae. The record is from RefSeq and is a predicted model, not a curated record.
GUGACAGCUGUCAAAAAGAUGUUUGGACCAUUGAAUUUUCGCGAAUUUCGCAAAGAAAAUUUGGAAAAUUCACAAGAAACUGGUUGUCCUUUGUGUGAUGAUCUAUUUAAUUUGAAAAUAUGCUUUGAUAUUUUCUUAAAGCAUCUUUUUGAAGUCCACAACCUAGUUAUAGAAGAUGUACAAAACAUAUAUAACUUGGAGAAAUACUUGAAGUACUGGAAGGACAAAUUUAAGACGAAUCCCAUUGAAAAUAUAGUCCCAUCUAUAUCAGUAGAUAUUAAUAAUAAAUAUUUUCUGUUGAGCAGUUUGCUUAAAGAUGACAAGAAACUGAGACAUAGUCUGGAAUUGGAAAGGGUUUUAUCUGCACAAGAAUUUGAGCGCAAUGAUACUUCUUUCAGUAAGGAGUGCCUAUUCUGUAAGUUUUAUCAUCAUGGCUGUCGAGCUGUUUAUUUACAACAUCUGUCAGAGCAACAUAACCUGCAAUUGGGUAAUCCACAAAACCUAGUGUUUAUUGAUGAAUUGAUCACAGAGAUUGAAAACAAGUUAAAUAAUUUGCAAUGUAUAUACUGUGAAAAAAUAUUCCCAGACAGGCAUGUUCUCAAGGAACAUAUGCGCAAGAAGAUCCAUAAGAGAGUGAAUCGACAAAAUGCUUCUUACAAUAAAUUUUAUAUUGUAAACUAUUUGGAAAAUGAUCCCACAUUAAGAAUAGUGAGAGAUGAUGAUGUCACUAUUGACAAAGAUGAGAAUUUAGAUUCUGAGUACUCUGAUUGGUUGGAGAGUGAGUCUUCCAUUAAUUGCCUAUUUUGUGCAAAGUCAGAAUCACAGAUGGAUCUCUUAAUAGCUCAUAUGCAGUUGGAUCAUGGAUUUAAAUUUUUAUUAAAUUUAAAUUUUUAUCAGAGAAUCAAGCUGGUCAAUUAUAUUCGUAAGAAACUACAUGAAAAGUGUUGUCAUUUUUGUGACACAGCCUUUAAAACAAUAUCUGAAGUUUUUAAUCAUCUGGAAAAGGAAAAUCACUGUAAAAUUCCUGAUAUUCAGAAAUUUGAUCAACCAGAAUUCUACUUUCCCACAUAUGAGAAUGAUGCAUUACUAUACUUUAUUGAAGAUACUUCCACUCUCUGUGGAGGGGAAGAGACAGAAGAAGAUAUUAAGUAGCCUAUUACUUAUCAACACAAAGAAUAAUAAAAGAAUAUUAAUUUAUA